AUGACCUUCAGGGGGCCGCUCCCCCCGGGCUCCAGCCCUCUCGUGCGGCCCUCAUCCCUCCGUGAGUGUCACUCGGCGCUCGAUUGGCUCAGGCCUCCUCACGUGGAGGCGGUGGCCCGGGCUCCCGCGCUCGCCUAUUGGGCGCCCCGGGUUCACGUUGUCCGGAGCGGGGAAAGGAAGGCGAGAUCGGGCGGCAGGGCCCGAGCCGGACACCGUACGCGGUCCCUCCCCUCCCCUCCCCCAGAGACGGCCCGCCAGCGCCGGCCAUGGGGUGGCUGCUAUAGCAGCGAGAACGAGGCCACCGACCAGGAAGAGGAGACGAAGCGGCUGCUGGAGCCUGCUGCCAGCCCCCCCAACAAGGUGUUAAAUGGAGCUGAACAAAACUAUCACAGCCUCCCAUCAGCCCGCACGGAUGAGCAGGCCAUGCUGUCGUCCAUCCUUGCCAAGACAGCCACUAACAUCAUUGAUGUGUCGGCUGCAGAUUCCCAGGGAAUGGAGCAGCAUGAGUACAUGGACAGAGCCAGGCAAUACAGCACGCGACUGGCAAUGCUGAGUAACAACCUGACGCACUGGAAGAAGCUCCCGCCUCUGCCAUCUCUGACCAGCCAACCGCAUCAAGUGCUAGCCAGCGAGACUGUCCCUUAUCCAGACUUACAGCAGGUCUCCCGGAUAGCCGCUUAUGCCUUCAGUGCGCUCUCGCAGAUCCGAGUGGAUGCGAAAGAAGAACUGGUUGUACAGUUUGGGAUCCCGUGAGCACGCUCGCCCGAGAGCACCUCUUUCACUCGUUUUUUCUUUUGCUUUUUUUCCUCCCUCCAAUCGGCAUCUCGCCGCUACGGAACUUGUACAUAGCCCAGAUGUCCGACUAAUCACAAAGGAGACAAUAACCACCACUUGGAAGGCCAGCCUGGUCCGGGCCUUCCCUUUCUCUUGUGUGGGUGGGGUGGGGCGGGGCAGGCCAGGCCAGGCCAGGCCAGGCCAGCCUAGAUGGGUUGGGGGGAGGGGUUUUAUCACAUAGGAAGCCUUUACUGCACAGUGUUGACCACAAAGGGAAGAAUCUCUCUAGUCACUGGAGCGGCCCUGGGGAAGGAGUAGGGGCAGCGCGGCCUCCUGGCUCUUCAGUCAGGGCAGAUUGCAGUAUUUGUACCUAGCUGCCACCUGUUCCAUUAUCAGUUGGAGGUGAGGGAAAUGGUUGUGUUCACGGUGACACACUGGAAAUUCACCCCACAUAGCAUUGGUUUAAAAGCUUUCCCACGAUGAUCAUGGUUAGUUUCAGGGUGGGGCAGGGCUGAGCUGUAUUUUUAAAGGAAGCCUAGCAAUGAAUUGUGGCCGCCGGGUCUGAGGCUCUGCUUGCAGGACUGGCUGUUUCUAACACCACUUGUUUUUACAUGGUUGAACCUUUGUGUUUUAAUUUUUUUUUUUUUUGCCACCAUAGAUAAAAUACAUUCAUCCAACCCCUGCAGUCUCCUCUGUCCUUCUUUCCAAGCCACAUCCCAGGAGCUUGUGUGGAGAUCUAGGGGGAGAAGGAGUUGGCAGCGUCUGCCAGGAGGAUCUGGUCUCGUCAUCCAGCAUAAUGGAGCUUGGAACCAGUUAGUGGCCUGAGUUGUGGUCACACCACAUGCGAUGGGCUGUGAUUUUAGUAGAAACGUCCAACAACCCAUCUCCAUUGCCGGGACUGUCCGACUUGGUUUCCCUCCUCACCUGCACUGUUGACUUGUUCCCUGACCUCUCUGCGAUGAGCUCUUCUAAUAAACGCUAAGACUGCCAACUGAAUGGCAGUGAUGAAUGC
This is a messenger RNA of Chelonoidis abingdonii (Abingdon island giant tortoise), 1786 nucleotides long. It is a transcript of the gene LAMTOR1, whose product is annotated as late endosomal/lysosomal adaptor, MAPK and MTOR activator 1. Lineage: Eukaryota; Metazoa; Chordata; Testudines; Testudinidae. Gene Ontology annotation, cellular component: late endosome membrane; Ragulator complex; lysosomal membrane. Gene Ontology annotation, molecular function: molecular adaptor activity; guanyl-nucleotide exchange factor activity. Gene Ontology annotation, biological process: positive regulation of TOR signaling; endosomal transport; cholesterol homeostasis. The record is from RefSeq and is a predicted model, not a curated record.